GCCAUAUUUUGGCGUUCACCCAUGGAAAAUGGAAGAUGUACCCGAAAGUGUUAUAGAUAUGGUUUAACCUGCUAAACAUGCUCACUAGGAGCAACAAUCUGGGUCAAUUCAAGGCGUAUUUUGCGUGUGUAAUACGGCAUGGAGCUUUACCAAGCCAGAGAUAAUUUUAUCAUCCAAGAUCGAUACUACAGCCUCUGGUGUAACAGGCUGGAUGGUGGAGUAGUUCCGCGUCAAGGUGUUCCUCCGAGUGAAGCCUUUGACCCGGUUUGCAAAGGACUCAUCUAUGGCGUUAUUGGCAAAAUACAAUUUUUCCCCGGAGCCGAGUGGAAACUACUAGUCAUCACAAAGAGAACAUCAUUAGGACUGUUGCCUGGCAACCAUAAGGCCUAUAGAAUUGACAGGAUUGCAGUUCUUCCACUUGCUCCUGGAGAAGUUCCUGACCUUGAACUUGAUUUAUGUGAGAAACACAAAGGGGGUUCAAAGAAAUCAUUAGGGGGUGGUGAUGGACAACAGAAGGGUUUACAACAAACAUGGAAGUCUAUCAAGUCUGCAGCAAACAACAUUAAAGACAAUGUUAAGAGCACUAAUACACCAAGAGAUGUCAAAGACAAAGAGAAAGAAAAGCUAGAAAGAAGAUUAUUAGAGGAGACAUAUAAGAUGUUUAACGAUGCCGACUCAUUCAUAUACUCUCCCACUGGUGACAUAACAAACACACUACAGAAACAACAUGGUGAUUACUACGACAGUAGUUUACCCUUGUGGAAACGAGCUGAUCAGAGAUUUUUCUGGAACAGAUACAUGAUACAGGACUUGAUAAAUAAUGAAGACCCACUGUGUGCCCAUUGGAUACUUCCAAUUAUUCAAGGCUACUGCCAGAUAGUUCACUGUGUAAACAAUUUUGAGGAGGAAGAACCAGACGAACUGGUUGAGAUCCAGAGAGGAGAUCUGCCAGCAGAAAAGUUUGAUAUUCUGCUCAUAUCCCGACGAAGCAUCCACAGAGCUGGUACUCGCUAUAAAAGAAGAGGGGUAGAUGAAGAUGGAGAGGUAGCUAAUUUUGUGGAAACAGAACAGAUCAUAAAAACAGAUGAUCAUUCUGUAUCAUUUGUACAAGUGCGUGGUUCUGUACCCAUUUACUGGAGUCAACCUGGCUUUAAAUACAGACCUCCACCACGUCUUGAUAAAGAUAAAGAGGAGACUCUGAUGGCAUUUAUGAGUCAUUUUGCAUCCCAGUUGAAACACUAUGGUGGAGUGGUGAUCAUCAACCUGAUUGAUCAGACAGGUCGUGAAAAGAUUAUUGGAGAUGCAUUUAUGGAAAAUAUCCUUCUCUUUAACAAUCCUCUCCUGACGUACGUCACUUUUGAUUUCCAUGAACACUGUCGUGGCAUGAAGUUUGAAAAUGUUUCAGUAUUAGUGGAGGGUAUUAUGGAUGAACUGAAAGACAUGAGAUAUUGUUGGACGGACUCCAAGGGGAUUAUCUGUGAACAGCGUAGUGUGUUUCGCAUCAACUGCAUGGACUGUUUGGACAGGACGAAUGUUGUGCAAGCUGCUUUAGCUCGUCAAGUCAUGGAAGUCCAGCUUCGUAAGCUUGGGAAGCUACUACCAGAUCAAUCCUUACCUGCUGAUGUUCGCUCAUCAUUUCAAGAAAUGUGGGCUAAUAAUGGAGAUGCCAUAAGUAGACAGUACGCUGGGACAGCAGCUUUGAAGGGGGAUUUUACCAGAACAGGAGAAAGAAGAUUUACUGGUUUUAUGAAGGAUGGAUAUAACUCAGCAAACAGAUACUACCUCAAUAGGUUCAAGGCUGUUUAUAGACAAACUGUAAUCG
Actinia tenebrosa (Australian red waratah sea anemone) is the source of this 1822-nucleotide messenger RNA. RefSeq names its product phosphatidylinositide 4-phosphatase SAC2. The record is from RefSeq and is a predicted model, not a curated record. Gene Ontology annotation, biological process: phosphatidylinositol dephosphorylation; regulation of endocytic recycling. NCBI's taxonomy places the organism in Eukaryota, Metazoa, Cnidaria, Anthozoa, Actiniaria, Actiniidae. Gene Ontology annotation, molecular function: phosphatidylinositol-4-phosphate phosphatase activity. Gene Ontology annotation, cellular component: early endosome; clathrin-coated endocytic vesicle.